CGCGCGGCGACUCCGGUCCGGUCCAGUUCGGGCGCUGCUGGCAGCCCCCGGGGCUGCUCCCAGGACUCUGCUGGAAGAGCUUAUCUUGGAGCCAGAGAUAAAGAAAGGAUCAGGGAUCUUUGGAGGAGGAGUUGAGAAUCCAGCAUCCUAGGAGCCAAGUCUAGCAGAAGCGUUCCUGGAGCUGAACAAGGUGACAUUGCUUUGGAUGGGAAUCGGUGUAGUCGGAGGUCCUGAUUGAUACAAACAGAGCCCUGGAACUGAACUUCUGGGAAGUAACUCGGUGACCCGGAGUCCUUCAUUGGCUGUGGAGGUCGAGGUUGGCCAAUAUUAUAACUGGACCAGAAUCCUUCGGACCCUUUGAAGUCAGCUGUCUCAUUGACGUCGCAAAAGGCUGAGGAGCACCAUGGAGGGCGACUGUCUGAGCUGCAUGAAGUAUCUGAUGUUUGUUUUCAAUUUCUUCAUAUUUCUUGGGGGGGCCUGCCUUCUCGGCGUCGGAAUCUGGGUCAUGGUGGACCCCACCGGGUUUCGAGAGAUCGUGGCCGCUAACCCCCUCCUCUUCACGGGCGCCUACAUCCUGCUGGCCAUGGGGGCCCUGCUUUUCCUACUCGGUUUCCUGGGCUGCUGUGGAGCCAUCCGGGAAAACAAAUGUUUGCUGCUCUUCUUUUUCCUGUUCAUCUUGUUAAUAUUCCUGGCAGAGCUCUCAGCAGCCAUCCUGGCCUUCAUCUUCAGAGAAAAUCUAACAAGAGAGUUCUUCACCAAGGAGCUGACAAAGCAUUAUCAAGGAAGCAACGAGACAGACGUCUUCUCUGUGACCUGGAAUUCAGUCAUGAUCACUUUUGGCUGCUGUGGGGUCAAUGGACCCGAAGAUUUUAAGUCUGCCCCAGUUUACCGCUUCCUGAACUUCAAUGGGGAUGAGGUUCCGGAGGCAUGCUGCCGAAGAGAACCCCAAAGUCGGGAUGGCGUUCUGGUCAACAGGGAGGAGUGCCUCUUGGGAAGAGAUCGCUCCUUGAACAAACAGGGCUGUUACACUGUGAUCCUCAAUUCCUUUGAGACGUAUGUAUAUCUUGCUGGAGCACUUGCCAUUGGAGUAUUGGCUAUUGAGCUGUUUGCCAUGAUCUUUGCCAUGUGCCUCUUCCGAGGGAUCCAGUAAAGAGGGUCCUGCCCUCCCAUUCCAGGUGAUUGCUACCCCGGCCUCCUCCCCUCCUUGCAGACUCUGCCCCACCUGCCUGCCUGAUCCGGACUGAGCAAAGCUGGCAGGGGGCGGGUGGCGGGGAAGGUGAGAAGGAAGAGGGCAGUAAAUAACUAUUUUUUUUAACAAGAAGAAAUGAAGAAAGGGGAAAAAAAGAUUGUUGUAACAUAUACUUGGCCAAGGAGAAAGCCCAGAAUCGGAGGUGCCGUGCACUGGACGUGAGCGCCGGGCUUCUCCCUGCGGGCACCUGCCCAGGGACCGGACCCAGAAGCCUGCCAGGCGCGGAUUGCACUAAAGACCAAAGGAGCAUUGGCAGUGGAGCGAUGGGGAGGCGAGUCCCAGCGUUCCCUCUCCUUGUGCAGCUCAACCCCACAACCACCCCUCAGCCACCAUGUUUGACCAGACCAAGAGACUGCAGGAAAGCUUCGGGACCCAGGAGACAGCAAGAGGAAGGGGCGAUGAAAGCAAGGGAAACUGAGCAGCCCAGCAAAAAGUCCGCCCUUCUGGGGAGAGGACUAAAAAACAAAAAUAGGCAGUUUUGGAAAUAUUCUGUCACUGCGGAAAACUUGGGUUCCAUUUGCAACUCCCCUGGGGAAGAGAGCUUGAGUGGGGAGCUGAGGGGAGGGAUGGAGGGGGAGGGGUAUGUCCUAAGGGAAGAUUUUUGACGAUGUUUGGAUGAAGAGAAUUGGAGUCACUCUCCAUUCCCUCUAAGAAGUGCCCGGGUUAAUAAUCACCACCUUCCCUCUGGCCACCCCCACUUCUCUCACAUACUGGGGGAAGUGCAAUUGAGAGGCUCACGGGUCUGGAGCUGGAGACCAACUUGUGCUGAUGAUGCUCUGGACCACUGUGUGCUUUGCUCAAGAUGCCCUCCGACUGCUCUGUCUCACACCGUUCUGACUGUAUCCCCCAUCUCCCUUCUCGGGGACUAUAAACCAGAAUAGCUGGCCAACCAGGGUCCCUGAGGAACCCUUUACAGACAUAAGUUCUCCUUCAGUUCUCCUUCCACUGGUCAGUCCCCCACAUCCCACCCUUCCCACAUCAACCUUGCCCUUGGAAAGGAGGGGAAAUCAGUGAUGUUCUUCCCCUUCUCACCUCCUCCCUCCAGAGCUAAAACUUGGGUCAGAGUGGGGAGUUUAGAAGCACCCCGUCACCUUCCUGGGGGCAGACGCUGAUCUGCCCAUCCCUCCCGUGGUGGCAGGGGUCUCACCUCCAGCACAUGCUCAGCUCUGGCCUAGCAGCAACAGCAGCGCCCAGCAUGUCCAUCGCCCCUCCUGCUGUGGGUGAAUAUGUCCACUGGGGCUCUGCCUGCCUCCUGUGGUUUCCCUCUUUCUCAUGGACUGCUCAUUCUCCUGCCCUCCUCCCGCUAAGGCUAGGGAAAAAGGUCGUGCCCACAAGAAGUACCCAAGGUCCCGUAGGCUCGUCAUCCAGGCCCAGAAAUGAAAAUAAAUCCCUUCUCACUCAGCUUUCUGGCCUUUCUUCCCCCAGAAGGGUUCCCCCAGAAAAAAAGGAAUAACUGAAAGCUUUUUUUUUGAGGAAACGGGGAGAGAGACCCCCCCAGAAUGAGCCAGGACAGCUCCUCCCUCGGGGGCACAGGGUGAAGAAUAUCUAGAUCAAAUCAGGAGCAGUCCAAAUGGCUCUUCUCUCCACCCAGCUUUCCCCAAUCAUCCAGUCCUGUCAAAAGGGGGGUGGGAGACUUAAUCCCAACCUACGCUGCCAGUUUUGUUAGGAACCAGUGCCCCUUUCAGAAGCUACUGACUCUUUGGAGAAAGGAAGAAAAGUUUGGCAGGAAGGGUAGGGGCGGGCUCUGGGGUCCCCACCAGACCCAGGGCCCGGAGCUGCUGUUGCUGCUGCUGCUUGUUUUUUGUAAUCAUCCCCCUGGCCCACUCCCCCCACCCCUCACUUGCUCCUUUUCCCCUUCUCUGUCAUUAUCUAACUGGAGGCCCUGGGGGAGAUUGAACUCCCCAGGGCACUCCCAGCUUCCCUCCCCCAGCCCAAUCUCCUGCCAUGUGAAAUACGUUUAAAGUCUAUUUUGAAAAUUGUAAAUGUUCCUUGGAGUAGAUAGCAGAGCUAAUUUAUCAUGUAUUCCCUCCCAUCAGGCUUUUUUUAUAUUGGGGAGUUUUUUUGUAAUAUAAAACAGAACACGCGUUGAAUGUUCUGCACCGGUCUUUGUGUCUGUUUCUUAAAAAAUGAAUAAAUAAAUAACUGCGUAUAUAAAUGGUGA
This is a messenger RNA of Sarcophilus harrisii (Tasmanian devil), 3410 nucleotides long. RefSeq names its product tetraspanin 18 (gene TSPAN18). Lineage: Eukaryota; Metazoa; Chordata; Mammalia; Dasyuromorphia; Dasyuridae. The transcript is spliced from 11 exons. The record is from RefSeq and is a predicted model, not a curated record. The coding region runs from base 404 to 1150 and encodes 248 amino acids. Gene Ontology annotation, cellular component: membrane.